CUGAACUCGGAUUCAGAAUAUUCAAACUCGCGCAUGUCAUGUCAAACAAGAUAGUGAAGCUUUCAGUUGAUGAGCAGGGACGCCAAGCCACGAAAGCUGCUGAUGCUUGCUCGCAGUCACUUUCCUGUCACAGACCACUCACUCACAGUGCUUCGGACAGAACGGUCGCUCCUCAAUUUGGAUUAGCUCUUUGGAAAUAUUAUUUCUACAAGGUUUAAGACUUUUAAUUUACAUCAACACUUGCAUCCGACUGAUACAAAUUUUGGAUUGUGUGGUCCGAGGCGAAGAAAGAAGUAUGGCAUCUCGGGAAGCAGGCGGAGGAAGAGGAGGUCGAGCCUGUCCCUCUGGACGUCACGGAGUGACAUUUAAAGACGACCGAACGACUGCAGAAUCCCUCCAUUAGGUGAAUAUCAACCGGCUUCAUCGUCAGCAACGGCAGCAGGAAGUUCAGCCUCCUGUCGCAAACUUUUUCAAUUUUACGGCAAAGCCCAUGCCAGUCAUCCCCCAGCUUCCUCAACGUUGGAGCAAAUCGAGUGCGGCUGCUGCUCUUUUCAAGAACGACAAUCUGCACACAACAAAGUCAGCCUACAGUGACGACAAUACCGACUAUGCCGACUACUAUCAGCAGUUGAACGAAGCAAAUCUGGCUAGCCUUAAGUUGCACCCUAAACCGCGAAAGAAUGAGCAAGGAAAGCCGUCUGUAAUUGGCACAAUUCCUGCAAACAAUAGAAUUCAAGGCAUUGAUGACUCUAAAGAAGAUGACGUCUUCCGGAAGUUCAAGAUGGAUGAGAAAUAUGUGGGCACUGCAGGAUUGGUCAUCAACCAGUAUGAAGAUAAGAUUAUAUCAAUGCUGGAGUCGAACCAAGUUCUGAUCGUCGAAGGGUUUACGGGAUGUGGGAAGACGACCCAAGUUCCACAGUUUAUUCUCAAUCACGCAUCCAAAACAAAACGUCACACAAGAAUUGUAGUUACGCAGCCGAGAAGAAUUGCUGCAAUUUCUGUUGCUAAUCGAGUGUGUGAAGAAAGGGGAUGGACACUCGGAUCUCUUGUUGGUUAUCAAGUUGGGAUGGAUUGUAAACUCACUGAUGAUACCCGAAUAUCUUACAUGACCACGGGUGUCCUCUUGAAACUGUUGAUUAACAAAAAGAGGCUAACGGACUACACCCACAUUAUUAUUGACGAGGUGCACGAGCGAGACUUGGAUACCGACUUGUUGCUCCUCGUGAUCAAGCAGAUCAUCAUUGAUAGACGAGAUUCCAACACCAAGAUCAUCUUAAUGUCUGCCACGUUGGAUACUGAAAAGUUUUUCAAGUAUUAUCCAGUCUUCGGAGCAGGAGAUCGACAAAAAGGCACUUCAGUGGUAUCAGUAGACCAACCGUCUGCGUUUGCGGUAAAAGAAUUGUAUUUGGAUCAACUGGCAAUACGACAUGGUUUUGAAGGACUUGAAGUUGAUGGUACAAAGGAGCCCAAGGUUCAUGCAGAAUGCUACGAACUCGCCUGCAGCAUUAUCAAUGGUUUAGAUUAUCAUGAAUAUGAAGAAGAUUGCAAACUCAGAAAAACUCCACCUAGUGUCAUGACGGAAGCAGAAAAAGGAACUUUUACAAUGUCCGAGUUUUAUACAAAAAUUGAUUGUAAUGCACCCUCAAGGGGCGCAGUGUUGGUAUUUUUGCCUGGAUAUGUAGAAAUUGACACGAUGUACAAACAGCUCCACGAGUUAAGUGCUGUGAAAGCCGGCAAUUGCAACAAGCCAGAUGUCACCAAAUGGAUAAUUUACCCACUUUAUUCAUCAAUCACUGCUGAAGAACAGUGCCGAGUAUUUAAGACCGCUCCAUCACGUUUCAGAAAGAUUAUUUUGACCACAAACAUUGCCGAGAGUUCCAUCACUAUCCCUGAUAUCAAAUAUGUGAUUGAUUUUUGUUUAACAAAAUCACUGUCUUGUGACCCUGUCACAAAUUUCUCCUGUUUACGAUUGGAAUGGGCAUCAAAAAAUCAGUGCAUUCAACGUCGUGGAAGAUGUGGUCGAGUUGCACCAGGAAUUUGUUACCGUUUAAUUUCGUACCCAUUUUAUAGAGAUUUAAUGCCUCAAGAAGCCCUUCCCGAAAUGGAGAGGGCAAGCUUGGAAACCGUAAUUCUGAAUGUCAAGCAGUUAGAAAUGGGUUGCCCUUUGGAGGUCUUGUCCUAUGCAAUCGAUCCACCAAAACAAUCUGGAAUAGGCAGAGCAGUUUCCAAUCUGAAAGAGGUGGGAGCACUGACACUCAAUGCUAAUGGCAAAUAUGAUGCAUAUGACGGAGACAUGACUUACAUGGGCUCCGUGAUGGCUCUACUCCCCAUUGACUUUCGUCUUGGAAGGUUGAUUGUACUUGGGCACGUCUUGGGAUGCCUCGAUGAUGCCAUAAUAAUCGCGGCCGGGUUACAUACAAAAAGCCCCUUUAGUCAUCCUUACACAAAAAAGCUGGAGUCAUGGCUAUCUAAAUUUGACUGGUCUAAUGGGACUUACUCUGAUUGUCUCUCUCUGAUGAGCGCCUUUCACGAUUGGUCUGCAAAUCAUCGAGACGGCAAGUUCCGUGGCGAUCAUGAGGAAAGAAAUUGGUCACGUACAUACUUCCUUCAGUUAACUGUUCUUCGCAAUAUUGGAAGAACUGUGGAGGAAAUAAAGAAAAGACUUGAAAACGUUGGGAUCAUAUCGGAUUCUCGCACCCUUCCAACUCUUGAGCGAGGGUUUAUUCUGAAGUUGCUGAUUGCUGGAGCAUUUUACCCAAAUUACUUUUUACGACCCCGUCCGGUCGCGAAAGAGUAUCAGCGCGAUAUCGUUAGAGAUGUAGCUGGAUACAGUCCUUUCAACUCUGUCACUCUCUUGGGAUUCCCAAUUGACCAACCUGGCAAAUUAUAUGCGAAACAUAUUGCGGACAAGAUGACUCAUACCAACUGCAUUCCUCAGAUUAACUUCAAAUCAUCUAAAGUCAUUGUCACCUUUGACCCACGAGGCGAUAAACAUGGUUCAAUAAGCUCUGGAGUUUACAGAGCUAUCAAAAUCCGCAUGUUAAGGGAUCUAGUUGUCUUUCGUACUCUACCGCGAGAAGAUUCAAAAAGAGCUGUGGACAAGGCUGCCUCCAAUGCAGCAGAUCAAUAUAUUCAAGAGACGCCCAAAUUUGGUGGUCUGCCCAGUAUGAAAGAAAAUCAAUUUAUGUGCAUGAUUUGCCAUAUCAAGACUGAAUCUCCUAAUGAAUUUUAUGUAACACGAAAAAGUGAUGAAGCUUGUCUCGCCCAAGUGAACGAGAUCUUGAAUGGCGAUGCGUGUGGAUAUGCUUCGCAAUUAAAAGUUCUCUCCCCCUCUGAUCGCCAGCCUGGAGCUGUUUGCAUUAUCAUGAAAAAGAAGCGAUAUAUUCGCGGCCGAAUUGAAGCGUUAGCCAGUGACCAAGCACUGGUAUAUGGGAUUGACGUUGGAAUAACUACAUGGAGGAAUUUCCAGUUCCUGUUUAAAGUAACGGAUGAAAUGGUUAAUCGAGGCUUGCUCAAAAUUCCAGCGUUGGCUAUUCAUUGUCGCUUGAGUGAGCUGAGGCCGUCUUGCAGACAUGGUCACGAUUGGGUGCAACCGGCAUUUGCUGAUUUUUCGGAUUUUGUGGAAAAAUCCGGAAAUAAUUUUGAAUUUACAGUGUACUCGGUGGUUGAUGGAGUUGUAAUUGGGGAACUUUACAAUCCUAAGCUUGAUGACACCAUCAACAAUUUGUUUUUAAGAAAAACAUACUUGGAAAAAACAUCUGAAUGUCAAGAUUCUAAGGAGAAUGCUCAAUACCGUCAGUUGUGUCACUCUCUAAGAUAUGAUGAAGAAAUGAUUGAUUCAAUCGAUAAGAAGCAGAACUGCUCAUGGGAGCCGACGCGUUACGUCUUUCCACCAAAGUUGAAUGCCGAGACAGGAAACGAAGUUAGUUUAAGGGGUCCCACGUCUCCUUUAGAAAUGCACUUCACGUCACUCUGUCGUAGCGCACAUAUGAAAGCUGUUCAAGUGGAAGGAAGUAGUGUUAACUGUGUAGCUCUGGACACUGAUCCAUUUAAUCCUAGCUCUCGUGUCAUGAUUGCAGCCAGUGUGGGAAUAGCCCAUCGCUCUGGAAAUAUUCUCGCAAGAGAGACGACAAUCAUGCCACCAGUUCCUGGUCUCCUUUCUUUAUUGACGAUGCUAUUCGCCCCCAAGAUUGAAUUCCGCUUGGAUCCAGACCAGACUCGCUACACGGGAUGUGUUAGUGGUCUCGGAACCGAUCCAUUGGAGACAAACUCUGUGUAUCCUGAUCAUGACAUGGAAGUCAUUUUUGACGUGAAUAUCGACAAUGAAGACUUGGAUCGGAUCAAUUCAAUUCGAACAAUGUGCAACACGAUUCUUCGUCAGUACUCUGGGAAGCAUCAAAAUCUCGAAUCUCUCCAGGAAAAAAUUCGAUCCGAACUGACGUUGUUAUUACAACGUGAGCGAGAACCAAUUGAAGAAACUUGGCCACAUUUAAGUCAUGUUUGGAACCGCCUUCCGUACAACGCGGAAUUGUAUAACCCCCCUGUAGAGUACUCUGACAUGGUCAAUGACGUCUUUUCUCUCCAUGUCGGCGUCUGUUUAAAAUCUCUUGGGGAUUGAGAACCAACUCCAGCUCGGAACAUUUUCAAAGCCUCUGCAGUGCAUCCGUUUUUUUAAGGAAAAUCUUAAAUUAUGAAAUUAUACUCCUUUCGUCCAAAAAUUUGUUAUUUGUUAUCAUAUAUCAUCAGUUUGUUGUUUUUCCAGUUAGUUUUAUUUUCCUGAACUCAAUAUAUAUGUGUAGAACUAAAUUUACUUUCUACACAACAACUCAAUAGGUGAUAGGAUUCUACUUCUAUGACAAGUACUGAUUAAUUAUAUAGCAUAAACUUGUUUGCCAAAAACUGAAUCCUGUGAUUAUCAUCAUUUUAAUUAAUUACUGAUUUGUUCAGAAUUUACCUCAUCAGCUAUGUAGCAGUGUGGUAAUAACUAUUAUUGUAAAUUACAAUUUGUAAUACCUCUAAAAAAUGUAUAAGAAUAUGAAAUAGCAUUUUUUACUGUACAACAAUUAACAAUUGUAACCAGUACAUAUGCUCCUAUCAGAAUUACCGCAAUUCUAUUAGAGACUGACAAUCAAUAUUUACUAGUGUGCUACAAUUUUGGCAAAUGUUAGCCGAAAUUUAAUAUUUUGAAGUCAAUUUAUUGUAUUUAACACAUUACAACUUUAGAAAAUUACAUACUUUGAUAUCAGAAAAAAA
Messenger RNA from Folsomia candida, 5253 nucleotides. Its product is annotated as ATP-dependent RNA helicase TDRD9. Gene Ontology annotation, molecular function: RNA binding; ATP binding. Gene Ontology annotation, cellular component: intracellular anatomical structure. The transcript is spliced from 26 exons. Bases 491 to 4618 code for a protein of 1375 amino acids. The record is from RefSeq and is a predicted model, not a curated record. Lineage: Eukaryota; Metazoa; Arthropoda; Collembola; Entomobryomorpha; Isotomidae.